Molecule: messenger RNA, 2177 nt
Organism: Labrus mixtus (cuckoo wrasse)
Lineage: Eukaryota; Metazoa; Chordata; Actinopteri; Labriformes; Labridae
Gene: timm44
Product: translocase of inner mitochondrial membrane 44 homolog (yeast)
Exons: 13
Coding region: 5-1474 (489 amino acids)
Biological process (GO): protein import into mitochondrial matrix
Cellular component (GO): mitochondrial inner membrane
Molecular function (GO): protein-folding chaperone binding
Source: RefSeq, a predicted model, not a curated record
UAUUAUGGAGGUACCUGAAGUCCCUCCCUCGUGGAAAUGGAAGGUCACAAGCCAUCACAACCGGAAGAAGGUCAUAGGCGCUACAUUCAAGAUGGCGGCCCCCUUGUGUCAGUGUUAUCAGAUAUCUGUAAGAAGAGGCUUGGUGGCUUUUCCUUCCUCUUACCUGCCUCUUUACAAAGGGCCAAAUGUCUACAGGAUACGUGGGCUCCUCUCGUGCUCCUCACAGGUGCUUCAGAUUCCCUGUCCGCAGGUGAGGUAUAUGUCAGGGGAAAGAGGUGGUGGAAGAAAAGGUUUUUUUGGGGAGUUUCUGGACAACCUGAAACAGGAGCUAAACAAGAACAAGGAAAUGAAAGAAAACAUCAAGAAGUUUCGGGAUGAGGCCAAAAAACUGGAAGAGUCAGACGCAUUGACGCAAGCACGAAGGAAAUAUAAAACGAUAGAGUCUGAAACAGUAAAGACCUCCGAGGUUCUCAAGAAGAAGCUAGGAAACAUCUCUGAGACAGUUAAAGAGGGGCUGGGGGAGGUUGGUCGUACAGAAAUUGGGAAGAAAUUCAUGGAGGGAAUGGAGGAAGCAGCCAAAACAGCGAAGACUUCAGCAGAGAAUGUCACAAAGAGUGGAGAGAAGCUGGGGAAAACUGGUGCAUUCAAAGCAAUAUCACAGGGCAUGGAGAGUGUCAAGAAAGAGAUCGGUGACCUGGGUCACACCGGCCCUUAUCGACCUCCUGCCAAACUCAGGAAGAGGAGCGAGUUCUCCUCCAAGGGGGCCGGGGACGACAGCAAGGUCUUUGAAGCGAACGAGGAGGCUAUGGGUGUAGUGCUCCAUAAAGAUUCAAAAUGGUACCAGCAGUGGAAGGACUUCAAAGACAACAAUGCGGUCUUCAACAGGUUCUUUGAGAUGAAGAUGAAGUAUGAUGAGAGUGACAACGCGCUCAUCAGAGCAUCUCGUGCUGUCACUGAAAAGAUGACUGAUGUCAUAGGUGGGCUGUUUUCAAAGACUGAGAUGUCUGAAGUACUGACAGAGAUCUUGAAGGUGGACCCAUCCUUUGACAAAGACUCUUUCCUCAAGCAGUGUGAACGAGACAUCAUCCCCAAUAUACUCGAGGCGAUGGUCAGGGGGGAGCUGGAGGUUCUGAAGGAUUGGUGUUAUGAAGCGACUUACAGCCAACUGGCUCACCCCAUUCAGCAAGCCAAGGCCAUGGGACUGCAGUUCCACUCUAAUAUCCUGGACAUUGACAAUAUUGAUCUGGCCAUGGGGAAGAUGAUGGACCAGGGUCCAGUGCUGAUCAUCACCUUCCAGGCUCAGUUAGUCAUGGUGAUCCGAAACACCAAAGGAGAGGUGGUGGAGGGAGACCCUGAAAAAGUGCUCAGGAUGAUGUACGUGUGGGCUCUGUGUCGAGACCAGGAAGAGCUCAACCCGUACGCUGCAUGGAGACUACUCGACAUCUCUGCCUCCAGCACAGAACAGAUCCUCUAAGACUUUUUAAUAUGCACAAAAAAAACACUCAGCUCAGGAGAGAACUUAAUGUACCUGAACAGGCCCCGGAGCUGGCUGAGAAGGAAGCCGUGGGAGAGAGAAGAAGGCAAGGAGAGAUAAAGGGCUGACUAGUGGGACUUGGGCUCACUUCACAACAGAAGUAUCGUCAAGUUACUUAAAAAGCUUAGUGCUUCACCAGCCUUUUUUUUUUUUUACACCACACUGGAUUUGGGUUCAGUCACUGCAAUCCUUGAAUUUCUUUGAAUGCCUUCACGUUACCUUAACCAUUCCUCGGGCUCACACUAGAGAGCAGUAGAGUACCAACAACUCCCCCCCUUUUCACUUACUACAGUGUCUACAUGACUGCCUGGGGAUUCAAACUCUCCAGUUAAGGACAGCUGUUGUCAGCCUUUAAGGGAUACAUUUGUUUUUUUAAUUUUCUGGUUUAUUUUUUUAAAUAAAAAAAGAUAUUAACGAGGAAAAUCAAGGCAGAGGAUUUGUAAGUUAACCCUCUGAACUUUAUGCUGGUGUUAAUCUCUCUCUCUCUUCCUCUCUGAGGCGUUGUCAUUGUGGUGGUAGAUUGUUUUGUGGCCAAUCAGUGCGCUUCUAUUUCCUUGUUUGUAUGAUAAUCGUCCAAUGUAAUUGUUAAACUGUGAAAAAGUUUAUAUUUAUUAUGAAAAAUAAAGAUGACCCCUGUUUUUCA